Rubroshorea leprosula is the source of this 449-nucleotide messenger RNA. The record is from the annotation of a GenBank genome assembly. Lineage: Eukaryota; Viridiplantae; Streptophyta; Magnoliopsida; Malvales; Dipterocarpaceae.
AAUUAUCUCCUCCAUCAUCCACACCUACUGCCACUUCUUUGUCACCGUAUUCAUCAGUUCGCCAUUGGCAACUUCUUCAUUUCAAAAAGGAAAACAAAAAUGAGUUUUAGGAUUUGAUUGAUCGUCAUCAUGGGUCGAAAGAAGACGAGGGCUAAACGACGUGUCCUCAUUAAGAGCGAUGAUGAGGAGGAGGAAGACAAGGUGGUCAUUGAGGAAGUUGUUGUAGUGCCCAGCAUGGUUGUUAAAAUCGCGAUCUAAAUCCUAAGAUCGCACGAUUUUACGAUGUUAAGGGGCUUCAACGAUCUGAAUCGGACAAAAAUCGUGGGUCUUGAAGAAUCGAUCGAAGAUCGCGCACAAAAUCGCGAGAUCGUGAGAUCGUGCGAUCUUGAACGAUUUUAAAAACUAAAUUCUUCUGAGAUUAUGGAUGAUAAUUAAGAAUUUUAGAAUUA